AUCGCAUUCUCGUUCUUGCAUGGGAUAUAGAGACAUAUAAUUCACGAAAAACUGGCAAGAUGCCUAACUCAAAAUACGAUGAAGAUAAAGUGUUUAUGAUUUGCAUGACAGUUAAUUGGAAAGAUGAUCCUGAACUGUUAAAGCGAAUCUGUCUUGUCAAUAGACAUUUAGCUCUAGAUAUACAAAUAGGCUUCAAUGAUUCACAAUAUGACUGGAAAUUUAUUGUAGAGAAAGCUAAUAAAUUAGGGAUUCUCAAAUGGAUGUUCAACUAUAUGUCAUUCAACUGUAUAGCUAUUGAUGUCUGGCCCUAUUUUAUGGGAUUUUCUUCUAAAAAAGAAAAAAGUAGUCUCACAUAUUACUUAAAGGAGUGUAACUUUGACAACAAAGUGGAUUUGCCUAUUCACUGCAUGAACAAAUAUUAUGAGAUGGCAUUGAAGGAAACAAAUGCCACAAUGGCUGAGCAGAUGCGUAAAAUAGCUGAGUUUUAUAUCAUUAAUGCUUUUAGUUGCCAGCAGUUAAUAAUUAAGCGCAAUAUAAUUAAUGAGUACAAGACGGUUGCUAAUAUAGCAUUUAUAUCAUUAUUCAAUAUGCAUUAUUUUGCAAUAGGAAUGAAAGUGAGCAAUCUUUUAAGUGUUAGUACAUGGCGGAAAGGAAUUUUAACCAGUACAAUUUUAGAGAAAAUGGAGAUAGAGUCAUUUUUGGAUACCUAUGUCUUCCCAUCAAUAAAGAGGCUUAAAAAUAAAUGUCCUGUAACUGGCUUAGACUUUGUGUCAUUAUAUCUGAGUCUUAUUAUGACUUACAACCUCUCACCCGAUAAAAUAAUUUUAUCUCGAAAACAUGCUGAGUCUCUGAGAGGUGGUGGCAAAAGGCUCCAUAAAAUUAAUUUCAAAUUCAAUGAUAAUGAUGUUUUUGCAUGA
Funneliformis geosporum is the source of this 917-nucleotide messenger RNA. The record is from the annotation of a GenBank genome assembly. NCBI's taxonomy places the organism in Eukaryota, Fungi, Glomeromycota, Glomeromycetes, Glomerales, Glomeraceae.